Chara braunii is the source of this 5431-nucleotide messenger RNA. The record is from the annotation of a GenBank genome assembly. Lineage: Eukaryota; Viridiplantae; Streptophyta; Charophyceae; Charales; Characeae.
AGGGAUUGAACUGCUGAGUGGGGCCUUUCGUCCUAUCGUCUCUUAUAACAGGAAGAUUGAAGCCGGAGGCGGUUGAUCAAAAUGCCAGAGGAGAUGGCGGACGGUGGGAGAAGGGUCGUGACACUUGACGACCUCGUCGACGCCUUGGAUAAGUGCGAGAGGGCGCCGAGCAACGUCCCAAAGGUUGAGACAUUCCAUUUCAAGGGGGAGCGAGUAUCUGACUGGUUGGAUCUGAUAGAGCAGGCGCUGGUAGGACUGUCAGAUGAGGUCAAGCUCCAACGGGUCCUAAGGUACGUCCUGCAUAGUCAUCAUCGGGAAGUAAGCAAGGUCGUGGACGCCGCCAAUGGCAGUUCGGCAAGGUUUGGAGACCUGAUGCGGAGAAAGUACAGGCUGGGGGACGGCCUGUUGACCAUGGCCGACUUGGAGGCCAUGAACAAGGAAGACUUCUCUACCAUUGGGGCGUUCGUGCACGAAUUCAAGAAAAAGGCGAGGAAAGUGCACGGGAUUUCAGAGGAGGCGCAUUGCGCCACAUUCCUGGGAUUGCUUACGGGCUCGGAGGCCGCAGAAUUGACAAAGCAUGUGGACGAGAGUGAAAAGUUCACUUGGGCGAAUAUAGACAAAGGAGUGGAAGAUGGGAGCCUGGACCAGGAAGCCCUCAGACGAGCGGCGGCAGGGCCACCAGCAGCCCCAACGAUGUUCAGGAUAUGGCAAGAAAGGGAGGAUCCAGGUGUGAGGGUCGAAGAGAUUGUGGAUGAGAGUGAGGAAGUGACUCAACAACUAAAGGCAGGGACUAUAAAGGAGGAGCUUAUAGUCGUUGAGUCAGACGAUGAGGCGCAGGAGGUGACAAGAGAGUCAGCCUCGACCAUCCUCGAAAGGAUGGAGGACCUGCUUGUAAAGGUGGGCAGGUACCAGGAAUGGUUGAGGGUGAUGUGUGAGGAGGCUCGAGAGGGGGAAGCGAACCUCCCGGAGGUGAUGCUUUAUGGGUCGGGCCCGGAGUCGUCAUCAGGUCCACAAGGGUACCCAGGAGUGGCGACGGCGGGGUCAGGUCCCAGGUCUGGAAUGACCUUUAGACCCCCUACGUCGCAUGGGAGGGUGGCGCAGGCCGCACAGACCAGGAGCCAGAGUAAGGCUACUACGAGUCAGGGACCUAGUCAGGCACCUAACCAAGCACCUCCUCGAAGGGAGCCUGAGCCCAAACGAAGGAAGGAAGUGGUGGAGGUUCAGGAGGAGGAGGAUGAGCGUGAUGACGAAGAAGAUGAGAGGCUCCGCCAGGAAGAGGACCAGCGAGCGGAGCAGAGGGCCAAGAAGAGAGGAAUUCGGGGAGAAGCGGAGCCGAGCCUGCACGACGGCGCGCCAAAAAGGAAGAAGUACGCGGUCCGGCUAGAAGAGGGCUUUGACGUGGAGCGAAUGGUGGAUAAGCUCCUGGAGGGCCAAAAUGAUUUGAUGAAUCUUAAAGACAUCUUGGCGUCAGCGCCAAGGCUCCGUGGUGAGCUAAAAGGGCGGCUUUCACGAAGAUUAGUGCCCAACGUCCACCUGAGCUCAAUUCUGCCCAAGGAGAUAGAGUGGACAGAGGCGGGCACUAGGAUGAAUUGGAAGUGUGUGGCAUGUGGGUUGGUGGAUUUGAAGGUGAGGGACCAGCCGAGCAUUGCAAUGGUGGACACGGGCGCUGAGAUGAACAUUAUCCGGGAGCGAGAUGCGACCAUGCUAGGGCUGGAGGUCGACCAUUCGGACCAUGGUGUGCUGCAUGGCGCCAACUGUAAGGCAAUUUUCUGCGGCACCGCGUCUAACGUAAUGGUGGAGAUUGAGAGGGUAAGGGCACGGACGUGCUUCUUCGUCAUGCCCGAUGUCAACCACCCUAUCCUUUUGGGGAGGUCGUUCCUCUACCGAACGGAGACCUUGGUCUUCAACAGRCAUGAGGGGACGAUGAUCCUGGCCUUAUCUGAUCCGGCCUGCGGGAACUAUGAGAUCAUCAAGUGUCGGAACACAGGACCCGGAAGUGGGAGGAACAGGCUUAAUCUCGGCUCCUUUACCUUCGAAGACUCUGAGUACGCGCGACGAAGACUCCGGGAGGAACAAGAGGAGGAAGGAUCGGCCGAAGUAUUGUCCUUGAGCCUUAACGAUGUGAAUAAGGCAAUGGAGGUGGUGGCGGCACAUGAUAUGGCGGACCCCGAGGCCAUAAAGGCAUUAAGAGAGCAGGACUUCGCUACCAAGACGGAGCAUUUGAGGAAGCUGGUGCGUCAGGAUCAGAAAUGGGUCUGGGGCGAAGACCAGGAAAAGGCUGUGGAAAGGAUGAAGGGAGAGUUCAAGGAGGGAGGUUUGGUGCUGGGAGCGCCAAAUUAUGAGGCUACGGAGGAAAAGUCAUUCGUUGUCGAGACGGACGCUGGGCCAACUGCCUUAGGAGGGGUCCUGAUUCAAACAGAUGCGGAUAGGAAGGAGAGGCCACUAAGGUUUGAAAGCCGUACCCUCAAUACGACUGAGAGGAACUACUCGCAAUUUAAGAAGGAGACGUUGGCGGUACUCCAUUGCCUGAGGACCUUCCAGAACUAUAUUUUUGGCAAGAGGCUCGUUUUGAGGGUGGACCCUACUGCGCUUGCAUGUUCCCUGAAAAGUUAUACUCCAUCUGACCCAACCAUCGCGAAGUGGUUGACUUACAUUUGGAUGUUUAACUUUGAGCUAGAGAGGAUUCCAUGGGACAAGAACAGGGCAGAUGGGCUGAGCUGUAUCAACUGGGACGGGGCGAAUCAGGAGUCCAUUGAGGACACCCCACCAAUCGACGGGUUCUUGGAUCAGGAAGAGGAUGUCCGCCUCCACAUAAAUGAAUGGUCGUUGAGGGUGCCUAGCUACGUCACGCACCCCAUAUGGCUAGCGCCAAGGGGGUACGAAUGGAAGGAGGAGUUGGUCCUCAAGCCCUUCCAGGAGGAAGAUCCGUGGGGGAAUAGGGAUGUUGGCUGGAUGAUGAAGUUGGCAUUGGCAGGUACACAUAGUCUGACAGAAGAAGUAAGGACGAUAGAGGAAGGCUCAACCCAGGUAGAGGAGCAUGAGCAAUUAAUGAGAGGGAUGUAUUUGCUCACUAAUACGCUCCUGCAGGGAAACUUUAACCAGAGGGACUCAUUUGGUCCUGAGGAAAGUGAACUUUUUAUUCCUGAAAGCCAGGACGAUGAGUUCGAAGAGGGAGAGAUCAGGGAGGCCUUCCGUGCAGAAGAGUAUGACGGGAUCUAUCGGGAGGUGGGGUUACUCCUGUCAUGCAAAAUGAGGGAUAGGGACGCAAGUGCUAAAGCCCAGAAGAUGAGGUAUCUCUACGUAGUAAGAGAUGACCAUCUGUUUAUAAAGCGACAGGUCGGGAACCCCAAGAGGAUCGUAUGUGGGAGGAACCGGCAGAUCGAUGUCAUAGCAGCCCUACACGAUGGUAUAGCAGGGGGGCACAGAGGGGUUAGUGCCACGUGCGCAAAGAUAAGCGAGUUAUACCAUUGGGAUGAAAUGCUGACUAUGGUCAUCAAAUACUGCCAGUCCUGUGUACCUUGCCAGCAGAGGUCAGCGCAAAGGCCUGGGGAGCCUCUGCACCCCAGGUUGGAAAGGGAAGUGGGUGCAGUCGUGCACCUCGACCUGUUGUUUAUGCCACUCAGGGAAGAUGGAAGUAACUAUAUCUUCCACGCACGGGACAACCUUACCAGUCUAGCGACUCACCUUGAUGUGUUUCGAUGGGAGGCCUCACGGUUGGGGGAGGGCUCAGCUGAGCCGGUGCGCUAUGUACCGUUAGAGGAGCCUCUGGACCUCGAGACGGAGACGGACACACGAGACCGAGGGGGGAUGCAAGACCCUGGGAUGGCAGCCGAGCGGCCAGACCCAGUACGACCUCACAUUGAAGAGGUGAUCACGGUCGGAGACGAUACCCCUCCAUGCACCCCAGUUCCAGAGCCAGCACAGCAGUCCUGGCCAGAGGGGAUUCCUGAGCCAGGCAACGAGGAGAUUCCAGAGUUUCCCCAAGAGACCACUGUUGUGCCUGAGCAGGAGACGGAAAUGGAGGAUCAGGGGGUGCGUGAGAGAGCAAGGGUGGAGGUACUCCCUGACUUGCCAUUGCCCACGCAUGCGACCGAGAGCCCAGUUAUCGGGGGGCCUGCUCUAGCGGAAUCAUUGCCAACAUUGUCGUGCACGAGCGAGAGGGUGGGUGCCGAAGCAUCGACCCCGGAAGGCCAGGGGCCGCAAGGGAGGGGAGCCUCAAGAGAAACCCGCGAGGAGAAGUCCGCCAGAGUGCGAGUCCGUCUCAAUGAGAUACACGCGAGGCAGGCUGAGAUGGAGGCGACAGGGAUAGAGCCGACACCGCCGGUCGAUCCCAAAAUGAGCGAGCAGCGGAUCGACGAGUUGUGGGGGAGGUACGAGAGCCAGAGGGAUGCGGCCCGCCAGAGGUCACGAAAGACUGGACAGGCGGACGUGGAGGCGGGUGAGCUGAGGGAGAUGGGGGACUUGGGGUUCUCUGCGACUAGGAUGGCGAUUGAGCGUGCGGACAGGAAGAUAUGCGAGACAGCAGUUACAUCCUUCCAUUGGUAUAGUCUACUCAGCGGUGAGCUCAGGGUCAGAGAGUUGGAGGUGGAGCACCUGACUACUCAGCUUGCCGAGGAGAGGGCGAGGAGCCAGGCCAGAGAGGUUGAGUGGGAGAGGAGAUUUGGGGAGAUAGCGGCCGCUGUGGAUAGGCUCUCGGGAGCCUGGGAGGCUAGCCAGGCUUCGCCGAGUCGGGGAGCAACGAUGGAGGCCCCUCGACAGGUCGGGUCAAUGGGGAAGGUGCCUCUGGAUUCGGCCGAGGAGGAGGGUGACGUUCAGGAGUCGCUUAUGGCUAUGUCCACGGAGAGGAGAGGCUCGCGUUUGCAUGAGCUGGCGGCAGCCAUGGGGAUAGGUACACCACAGGAGAGGCCUCAGAGGCUUGACACCCCAGGCUACACCUCAGGGCUGGGAGGGUUGAGGGCGGAGCUGGGCUCCUGGGCCACGGAGACGGACUCAGGAGGACCUGACUCAGGGACGCAGCAGCAGCAGGAGGUCGUGAGUGAACCGGCCGCCGUGGCGGGGUGUCAGCCGUCAGGAUCAUGUGGGAAUGUGGCGGCGAUGGAGAGGCCUCACGAGGAGAGACCCCGAGAGUUGGGCACGCCAGGCCACGAACCAGUGAGCACUGCCGUGCGAGGGGGUGAGGACGCUGAGGCUAUGGAGUUCAAACCUCGGGGCCAUAUGGGGGUGCCAUCGUGUCAUGAGGUGACCACCGAGACCAUAGGGACGCCUUCAACAUCGAGUUCCCGGGGGGAGAAAGAAGAAGACGGUCAGGUGGCACAACACCUCCUGCUUUUGGUGCAAGAGGGAAGGGCAUAGAGUCGUGGACUGCCCAGAGCUCCUCGAGGAUAAGGCCGAGGGGCGGGUUGCAAAGGUCGACGGCAAGUUCUAUGACAGA